This is a messenger RNA of Corvus hawaiiensis (hawaiian crow), 1295 nucleotides long. RefSeq lists its product as uncharacterized. NCBI's taxonomy places the organism in Eukaryota, Metazoa, Chordata, Aves, Passeriformes, Corvidae. Bases 7 to 1038 code for a protein of 343 amino acids. The transcript is spliced from 5 exons. The record is from RefSeq and is a predicted model, not a curated record.
GCAGCAAUGGGCAGCCCAAGCUCAUCCCGAUGGAAUUCCGGCCCUUUGGAUACCCCGAGGCAGCAAUGGGCAGCCCAAGCUCAUCCCGAUGGAAUUCCGGCCCUUUGGAUAUCCCGAGGCAGCAAUGGGCAGCCCAAGCUCAUCCCGAUGGAAUUCUGGAUAUCCCGAGGCAGCAAUGGGCAGCCCAAGCUCAUCCCGAUGGAAUUCUGGAUAUCCCGAGGCAGCAAUGGGCAGCCCAAGCUCAUCCCGAUGGAAUUCUGGAUAUCCCGAGGCAGCAAUGGGCAGCCCAAGCUCAUCCCGAUGGAAUUCUGGAUAUCCCGAGGCAGCAAUGGGCAGCCCAAGCUCAUCCCGAUGGAAUUCCGGCCCUUUGGAUACCCCGAGGCAGCAAUGGGCAGCCCAAGCUCAUCCCGAUGGAAUUCUGUCCCUCGGAUAUCCCGAGGCAGCAAUGGGCAGCCCAAGCUCAUCCCGAUGGAAUUCUGGAUACCCCGAGGCAGCAAUGGGCAGCCCAAGCUCAUCCCGAUGGAAUUCUGGAUAUCCCGAGGCAGCAAUGGGCAGCCCAAGCUCAUCCCGAUGGAAUUCUGGAUAUCCCGAGGCAGCAAUGGGCAGCCCAAGCUCAUCCCGAUGGAAUUCUGGAUAUCCCGAGGCAGCGAUGGGCAGCCCAAGCUCAUCCCAAUGGAAUUCCGGCCCUUUGGAUACCCCGAGGCAGCGAUGGGCAGCCCAAGCUCAUCCCGAUGGAAUUCUGGAUACCCCGAGGCAGCAAUGGGCAGCCCAAGCUCAUCCCGAUGGAAUUCUGGAUACCCCGAGGCAGCAAUGGGCAGCCCAAGCUCAUCCCGAUGGAAUUCCGGCCCUUUGGAUAUCCCGAGGCUCCUUCCUGGGAAGCGCCACUGGAAUCCGGAGUUUUCCAUUCCAAGGGCCUGGAUUUUCCCCUUGGAGAUCCCCCCACCCCCUGUUCCUGCUUUGCCUUCCGUGGCACCCGGAUUCUCCGGAUUUUUCUGGGAUUUUCCCCUUAAAUUCCAUUGGCAGCGAGGUGUUGAUUAGGAUUUCAUAUUAACACAUUAAUUAGUGUUGUUUCAUCAGUUAUUAAUUUAGGAGUCGUUAGUCAAUAAUGAUAUUAAUUGAAUUCAUUAACCUCAACUCAUCGUUUUUAAUAAUUAUUAUAUUAACCUACUUUGAUGAACUUAAUUAUUUAAUGUUUCUAGUUUUAUAUUAACCUACUUUGAUUAAAUUAAUUAAUGUUCAUGGUUUUAUAUUAACCUACUUCGAUUAAUUUAAUUAUUUAAUGUUCAUAGCUUUAU